Rasamsonia emersonii CBS 393.64 is the source of this 2064-nucleotide messenger RNA. Its product is annotated as Trasncription factor BlrA. Gene Ontology annotation, biological process: regulation of transcription by RNA polymerase II. Gene Ontology annotation, cellular component: nucleus. The transcript has 6 exons. Gene Ontology annotation, molecular function: RNA polymerase II transcription regulatory region sequence-specific DNA binding; DNA-binding transcription factor activity, RNA polymerase II-specific. The coding region runs from base 1 to 2064 and encodes 687 amino acids. The record is from RefSeq and is a predicted model, not a curated record. Lineage: Eukaryota; Fungi; Ascomycota; Eurotiomycetes; Eurotiales; Trichocomaceae.
AUGGCAACCUUGCGAAAGAGAGCCCGUGUCCAUGAGUGGGUCAACACAAGCGUACAGCAAUGCACCGACAUCACAUUCACCGUCCCCGAGCUUGGGUUCGUGGAGAGCUUGUAUCGUGCCUGUUCCUCAAUUCUCCCGGAGAUCUGGAAGUAUUCUAUCGCAAUAAUGCCCAUGGACGGAGUGUCGUUGCCGAUGGAGACGACUGUGGUAAACUUGUGCCUUUGGACCGAGAACUUCCCUCCUGGCGAGCUUGACACAAUUUUAGAAAAUUCUGGGUACCUGAAAAUUAAUAUCGUUGACAACCUUUCCAGAAUCGGACGAGUCUUGAUUAGACAGCUUUCUGCCACGUUUUCCAACUUGAAUGGGGAAGACUUAAGAUUGAAAGAUUGGCGGCGCGACCUGGAAAUCCUCUUGGAGAAGGCCAAGCUCAUUAUGGGCGACGAAGAAGAGAUCAGUGCAUCGGACACAGAGUCCUCGGAAGACGAACAAGACAAUCACGAGUUCUAUUCGUUCAAAAAUGCUCAAAUCCAACUGGCAAAUCGGUUGGGCGAAGCAAAUUGGCAGAGAUCUUUCAGGAUAAAAAACUGGAUGCAGAAAGAGGAACAGGAAUUAUUAGAAACGUCGCACGGUUUCAACCCCAUGUCCAAAUUCGACGACUCAGGCAUUGGAACGUCUAUUGCAACGAUCCCCAAGGAUACUGCUACGGAUGCACGUUUACGCAGACCUCCAGGUUUAUAUUUGCACGCACCCGGAAUGCAAUCAAUCCUUGACAACAUUAAAUCCCGUAGCCUCUGGGCAGAGCAUGAGUUCAAUGAGCAUUUUUCAGAGCCCAAGUGGCGCUGUUUCCGUUGCAAAACCAAGCUCCCGACUCGUGACGCGUUUGCGGAACAUCUCGCUCGUGAGCAUGGUGUAAAAUUAAGCGAUCACCAACUGCAUGCCGCAUUGUCGGAGGCUGUAGAAUACGUGAUCACACCUGAAUUCACCAAACAUCCCUGUCCUUUGUGUCUGCAGACCGACUGGAAAAGCCGACGCGAGUACACGACCCACGUAGGGCGACAUUUGGAGGAAAUCUCUCUAGCCAGCCUUCCCAGACAAGAGAAUGAUGACUGGAACUCCGACGCACAGAGAUUUCUGGAAUCCGACUCAUCAGAGAAGGGACUAGGGCACGCUCUGAAGGAAACAAAAACUACAGCCCACUGGCAGUGCAGUUUUUGCCAAAAGCGUUUUACACGUGGUGGUCUUCUACGUGCCCAUCUUCUAACCCAUACGGGGAAGAAGCCUUUUGUUUGCUCGGUCUGUGGGAAAAAAUUCAUGCAUCGAAACGAUAUAAAAAGACACGAAAGGCUACAUUUAGACGAGGCAAAAUCCAACUCGUGUAAAUCGCAGGGCACACCCCCAUUGACCGCCACGAGCCAGGUCUCCUCCACAAAUAACGCUCUAGGACGACACUUCCCAACAGAGGCUGGUAGGAAAUGUAUCAAAGAGGAAAAGGAGGAAGUAACGGAGAACAACAACAAGAACAAUCAAGAUGGUAAACAAGAAUCUCCUCAAGCUUUCUCAAAACCAUCCUCUACAAAGGAUGAUGGCAUUAGCCAGGACAGCUCGUUACCGGCAGCAACCCUGGCACAGCCCAUUGCUUUAAAUAACCUUCAACAGGACCAUCCCCCAGAGAGGGCUGAUUAUCAUGGCGAUAAUGAGCCCUCCUUAUCUGAUGGUAGUGAUAGUGAUGGGAAUGACAAGGAAGAGGAUGACGACGAUAACGGGGACAGUAAUGGGAACCGUGCCGCUGAUGAUGACUCCAUAGAAGAGAAAAAAACCACCCUACAGGCUUUAAGUUUUGAAUCUCUUCUCGUCCGAAUGAAAUAUUGUUCUACGGAGUUUGGUGGUAUAAAUCGUGUCUUACUAGGUGGAAAAACUCAGUUGUCUCUCGUUGUUUGCGCCGACGUUUUUUCCCUCAAGACAUCCAGACUAAAUCCAUCUCAUACUACACGUAUAUGCAAUUAUCUUCCUAUGUCCAAUGCCACAUCCAAACGCCGUCGUACUGUACAUGUACAUCCAACAUAA